Molecule: messenger RNA, 1248 nt
Organism: Saccostrea cuccullata (small rock oyster)
Lineage: Eukaryota; Metazoa; Mollusca; Bivalvia; Ostreida; Ostreidae
Exons: 1
Coding region: 1-1248 (415 amino acids)
Biological process (GO): negative regulation of translation; protein polyubiquitination; proteasome-mediated ubiquitin-dependent protein catabolic process
Molecular function (GO): translation repressor activity; ubiquitin protein ligase activity; protein binding
Source: RefSeq, a predicted model, not a curated record
AUGUUCGGAAGUUUAACAGCACAUGGUUUCAAAACAGAGAAGAAUGGCUACCGAAUGAAAACCAUACAAGGAUCACCCCAGGAUGAAUCCAUUCAAGUUAUCCCAAUUAAAUCUUCAGAAGAAAGUUCCUUUUCUGAUUCCUCUCCAGUUUCCAAGAAAGCACAAAAAACUGAACGCCUUUUCCCCACCAAUCAGCAUUUACCAGCAAUUGAUAACCUUUCUUUAACUGAAGAGAGGGCACCACAAGUUCGAUAUCGACCUCCAGUCCCUAGAAAACCAAUUUUCUCUCGUUUGGUCAAACGAAAACCACCAGAAUCUGGUUCCCGUACUCAAGUCCCUUUGAAAUCAACAGGCUGCAGAUUAGGUCAUACAGCCUAUAACGAAUUAGUUGAAAAUGUACAUCAUUAUUCAGACAAAAAACUGCAUAAUGAACCGGAUAUUUUGAGCACAGAAAUUAUUUAUGGUAAGAAUAUUAUAAAUAUUGCCUUUCUGGGCAAUGAAAAGAUAUGGCUAUGUAAAGGUGAAACUAUCAUGAAACUGUAUAGCAUUAAUAAAAGUUUUUCGCUGGAGUCGAUUACAACCAAGUCGGAAAACAUCCCAACAGACAUAGCGGUGACAGAAAGUGGAAAUCUCAUGUAUACUGAUAAGGGGGAUGGAACCGUUAAUAUUGUGAAAGAAGGAAAAACUCAAGAGUUGAUCAGAUUACAGAACUGGAGACCUAUGAGCUUAUCCAGCACUUCUAAAGAUGAUAUUCUGGUUACCAUGGAAAAUGAUGAUAACAAACAAUCAAAAGUUGUCCGAUACUCUGGUUACUUAGAAAAACAAUCAAUUCAGUUUGAUGACGAUGGUAACCAACUCUUUAACUUUGGUGGAUCUCAAAACUUCAUAUGUGAGAACAAAAACCUUGAUAUCUGUGUGGCUGACUGUGGAGUUCAAGCAGUAGUGGUUGUCAAUCAAACCGGGAAAUUCAGAUUCAGAUACACUGGACACGCUCCUGCUCCAAAGAAUAAACCAUUCAAUCCGGCAGGAAUCACAACAGACAGUCAAGGCCACAUCCUUACAGCUGAUUAUGAUAAUUAUUGUGUCCAUAUUAUUGACAAGGAUGGACGGUUCAUACAUUUUAUAAAGUUUGAACAUUUUCAACCUUAUAGAUUGUGCACAGAUAGAGAUGACAAUCUUUUUGUUGCUGUCGCAGAUUUGAAAUCGUGGCCUCCAGGCAGUGUGAAGAAAAUCAGAUACCUGUACUGA